Pungitius pungitius (ninespine stickleback) is the source of this 1692-nucleotide messenger RNA. RefSeq lists its product as uncharacterized. Gene Ontology annotation, molecular function: phosphoric diester hydrolase activity. Gene Ontology annotation, biological process: lipid metabolic process. Lineage: Eukaryota; Metazoa; Chordata; Actinopteri; Perciformes; Gasterosteidae. The transcript has 4 exons. The record is from RefSeq and is a predicted model, not a curated record. Bases 297 to 1310 code for a protein of 337 amino acids.
UCAGAAGCAGCGCUUCAUCACAUCAGCAUGUUUGACAGAGCACCGGAGGGCGAUCUGGUUCAGUUUUGGGAUUAGGAAGGUUUUAGCCUGCCAUUGAAAUUGCGUUUCAGGGAUGGGUCGGGGUCGAUCUCAGCUGGGACCAGGAUCAGAUUGUUUCCACUGUUUUUUUUAUUUUUAUAUGGGCUGACUUUCAACAAAAAGAGUUUUUCUAUUUUAGUAAUCGGCAGGUGCACGUUAGGCUGUGAGAGAAUUAGAGUUAAUGUGCUGCCUGUCCUUCAUGAAUAACUGAUCAAUCAAUGAUGGGAGGCAGAGGUGGUCCAGUGAAAAUACAGAAGAAGUUAAUUGAGCUGUUGGUGCUAGUUGGUAUCAUUGAUUUGACUCGCGGUACCAUUCAGAGCCCAGACUAUGACGACACAUCCAACCCGGAGUUCCUCAAGCCGUCCUGGAUGGCGAGCAUCCCCGACGAUCAGCCACUGUCUGAGGUCACUAUGCCCGGCACCCACAACACCAUGGCCCUGUACGGUGGCGUUUAUGCAGAGUGCCAGACCUGGAGCUUAGCCUCCCAGCUCCGAGCCGGCGUCCGCUUCCUCGACAUCCGCGUCCGCCACGUCAAGGGGAACCUCACCAUCCAUCACGGCGUGUCGUAUCAGUGGGCGCACUUCGGCCAGGUUCUGGAGGGCGUGGCCGACUUUCUGGCAGAGUAUCCCAGUGAGACGGUGUUGAUGCGUGUGAAGGAGGAGUUCAGUGAGACGUACAACAUCUACGGUGCUGUGGUCGAUCACAUUCAUCGCUACGCCAACUGGGAUCUGCUGUGGCACAGCCGGCUCGUGCCAACCAUGGGAGAGGCCAGAGGGAAGCUCAUCGUUCUGCAAGACUUUUCUGGGCCGGACUUGGGGAUACGCUAUGGUUCCUUGGACAUAGCGGAUGAUUGGAGAGUACCCACAGUUCUGCAUGUGAAGGAGAAAUGGCAGAGCGUCUAUAAGCACCUGGAGGCCGCACCUGCAGGCAACAAGGCCCAGAUAUUUCUCACCUUCAGCAGCGGAGCUGGUGUGUUUGCGUUCCCCAGAGCUGUCGCUCAGCGUGUCAAUCCACAGCUGUAUGACUACCUGGGGGCCAAGACGGACCUGAACCAGCGCCUUGGAAUUGUAUGCAUGGACUUCCCUGCUGCUCCUAUUAUUGAAAUGAUCAUUAACUUCCAACUGAAAAAGGACAAAAAUAGCAUGAAGGGCAUGAACACCCUAUCUGGCAAGGCAAAUUGGAAAUAUGAAAUUUCUUCUCUGAAAAAGAAGAUGAUCAAAUAUUUAAUUUAAAAAAUAAUGUCUGGAACGGACAUGAUAUAAAUUGUACCUUGUCAUUCACCAAAGAUAAUGGGAACAAAAUAAAUUGCAUUGAUCACAUCAGAAAUGGUAGCGUGGAAGUUUGUGAAGUAACAAACAACAGCGAACAGUGGUAAAGUGCAUUAUAGUUGCUAUUUUUUAUGUGGAUAUACAUCACCAGGCAGGUCAUGCCUGCGUGUCACCAGGUAGGUCACGACUGCUUGCAUCGGUCCUGGAUUAAGGACCGAUGCACUGAUGCACUGAUAGGGCUGCUGCAGGGACACAUGGCAUCAGGUUGUGUUAACAUCCUGUUCUGCGUUGGUCCACCUCUGCAUCCCAAGCCCACUUCAACUGUCAAAAAACUUGAGCCACAUUC